Platichthys flesus (European flounder) is the source of this 3082-nucleotide messenger RNA. It is a transcript of the gene map3k20a, whose product is annotated as mitogen-activated protein kinase kinase kinase 20a. Lineage: Eukaryota; Metazoa; Chordata; Actinopteri; Pleuronectiformes; Pleuronectidae. Gene Ontology annotation, molecular function: ATP binding; protein kinase activity; protein binding. The coding region runs from base 211 to 1509 and encodes 432 amino acids. The transcript has 12 exons. The record is from RefSeq and is a predicted model, not a curated record. Gene Ontology annotation, cellular component: cytoplasm. Gene Ontology annotation, biological process: protein phosphorylation.
UGUGUUGGCUGCUGCCUGAGGAAGUUGUGUAACCAGUGAAACCACCUCGGAACGACCGGAGAAAUUUUAAAACGUCACAUUUGCCUUCCCGGAAACUUCUCCAGAGAAAGUGUCUGUCUUGUGGAACCUGCAGCGACGACGAGCUUGCUGCGGAGCCGGAAACCUCGCACUUCAUGUCGAAGCUGAGUUGGAGCUGAGAGUCAUUAUGAGAUGUUGUCUCCAAGCGCCUCCUUCGUGCAAGUCAGGUUUGAUGACAUUAUUUUCUUCGAGAACUGCGGCGGUGGCAGCUUCGGGAGUGUGUACCGAGCCAGGUGGAUCUCCCAGGACAAAGAGGUGGCGGUGAAAAAGCUGCUCAAGAUCGAGAACGAGGCUGAAAUCCUCAGUGUCCUCAGCCACCGUAACAUCAUCCAGUUUUAUGGUGCAAUUAUCGAGGCUCCCAACUAUGGAGUCGUUACUGAGUAUGCGAGUGGGGGAUCACUGUAUGAAUACCUGUCCAGUGAUGAGAGCGAGGACAUGGAUAUGGGACAGAUCAUGACAUGGGCCGCAGACAUGGGCCGAGGCAUGCACUAUUUACACUCAGAGGCACCCAUUAAGGUGAUCCACAGAGACCUGAAGUCCAGGAACGUUGUUUUAUCUGCAGACAAAGUUCUCAAGAUUUGUGAUUUUGGGGCGUCUAAGUUCUUGACCCACACCACACACAUGUCCUUGGUUGGAACGUUUCCCUGGAUGGCUCCAGAAGUGAUCCAGAGCCUGCCUGUGUCUGAGACCUGUGACACUUUUUCCUAUGGUGUGGUGCUUUGGGAAAUGCUGACCCGAGAGAUCCCCUUCAAAGGUCUGGAAGGUUUACAAGUGGCCUGGCUCGUGGUGGAGAAAAAUGAGAGGUUAACCAUCCCCAGUGGCUGUCCUGCCAGCUUUGCUGAGCUUAUGAGGAACUGCUGGGCAACAGAGCCAAAAGAAAGGCCAAUGUUCAAACAGAUCCUCUCUACUUUGGAGUCCAUGUCUAACGACAGCCAACUUCCUGAACAGUGCAACUCCUUCCUUCACAACAAGGCUGAAUGGAGGUGUGAGAUUGAAGCUACACUCGAGAGACUCAAGAAGCUGGAGAGAGACCUGAGCACCAAAGAGCAGGAGCUGAAGGAGCGCGAGCGGCGUCUGAAGAUGUGGGAGCGCAAACUGGUUGAGCAGUCUAACACCCCGCUCUUCUUACCUGUGGCAAAAAAGAUAAGCGCUAAGUCGUUCUAUCAGUCAAAGACGGAGGAGUCGAACAGUUCGCGGAUGUCGUGUGAGAUCACGGCCUCGAGUAACGAGGGGGUGAAGCUGCAGUCUGUGGUGAAGGGCUGUAAGGACAUGUUCUCCGUGGACUUCGGCUGGCCUAUGCUGCACUCGGGCAUGCAGGUCAACAUGCAGGCCAAGCAGAAGUCGUCCAGGUCGAGCUGUGUCAGGGAAGGACACAAAAUCAACAUGACUCUGGGUGCUGGAUGCUUCACUUGGCCUGACAACAGUGAAUAAAGCCCCUCCCUUGUUUGGCGUUGCCACAACUCGCUCGGUUGCGUUGUGAGUGUUUGCGGAUUUCGAAAAAUGAACAGCUUGUUAAGUCAUGUUGAUCAUUUUAUAAUUUCGAUAAUCAUUACUUAAAACAUGUCUGGGCGUAGGUUUCCUUCUGCUUUGUUCACGAUAUGAAUUCAGUAAUAGCUCGAUGUAGCACAGGGGCAUAUUAUAGAACCCGUUUGAAACCCUCCACCUAUGUAUAUUAUGGAUGUCAUUUGGCGUAUGCCUAAUGUACUGGCUGUAUAGUGCCAUGCUGUGAAGAAAGAGCCCCACAAGCCGGUUGCUUCGAGAAGACCAGGCUUUUAUGAUGAAGUGACAUUUUGCUGACAUUAAGAUUGGCCAAUUUGUUAUGGAUGUGGUGGAGUGCAGUUGUUGAGAUGCACUCUCUUACCAGGAUGAGAAAGUACAUGUUUUUUCCUCUGAGUGACCCAGGUUCAAAACAGCAGGAGACGGACUGCACUGUGCAACUGUCAGAUUCAUUUGAUUAUUUUACUUUUUACUUCCCAAGCAAUACUUUUUUGGAAGGAAAUUAUUUAGAAAGGCUCGAAGAGCGCAGAUCUCUGUCAAGGCUAUAGGGCCGAUCUCGCCCAAGUUAAAGAAUCCUGUAUCCAGCUCUUUAUCAAGAUCCGCUCCAAAAUGUAUUGGGUCUUCUUUGGAUCCACCACUCCACAAAUUUCAUGGAAUCGGGAAUUUGUAUAAUCCUGCUAGAUUUAAAAAAGCAAAUGCUACUUAACAAUACUUUUCCCUAUAUCAAUCAGGCUCAAUCAGAACUCCCAUCCUGCACCAUAGACUAUAGAUACAGAUGUACUAUAAGUCUCCACUUCCUCCCACAAUCCAGAAAUGAGGCCAAAUUAGCAGUUACAUGGCCAAGAUUAGUGUGAUAACUAUCUAAAAUCAUGUUCCCUUAACUAACAUGGAGGCAGGGUUUACUGCCACCAGCCACCAGAUGGCGAUCAAGACACUUUGGCUUCACUUUUGUAGAUCCAUCAUGUCAUCCAUCUUUAUAUAAGUCUAUGUUUUAUACCAAUAUAUCAAUUUUAACAAAAUAAUUUCCAGUCAUAGAAACAUUUAACAUACAGUCAAAUACUGUACAAUCUAAUCUGAAUAUUAGCAUCAAGAGCUGCACUUUCAGUAGAGAACAAUGAAUUAGCAUUAGUACUGAGUUGGUAUUUAUGCCUGAUCUGGGUGAAGGACAUGCUUCCCUGAGCAGAGCCCAUUAAUUUGUCCCCUUCACUUGUGAUCAUCAGUGGGUCUCAUGAGGAUGUAAUCCUCUGUAUCCCUGUGUUGUUGCUUGUUACCUCUCUGCCAUGAGCUAAUACUCCUAUUCAAACAUCGCCUGUACUCCCAGGCCAUCAGGCCCUAUACACGUGUAAUUAACACAUACUUUCAGCAGUAUUGACAUUCCCAAAUAAACAAAAACACACACACACACACACACACACACACACACACACACACACACACAGCUUCUUGGUGUGAUAUUAUUUUCUUGCAUUCUUCAUUUUUUUGUCAAUAAAUCAGUUUCUUUUCACUU